Molecule: messenger RNA, 1611 nt
Organism: Heterostelium album PN500
Lineage: Eukaryota; Evosea; Eumycetozoa; Acytosteliales; Acytosteliaceae
Exons: 7
Coding region: 1-1611 (536 amino acids)
Biological process (GO): protein polyglutamylation; microtubule cytoskeleton organization
Cellular component (GO): cilium
Molecular function (GO): tubulin-glutamic acid ligase activity; tubulin binding
Source: RefSeq, a predicted model, not a curated record
AUGACAGUUUCCAAUAAUAAAAGUUUUAAUAAUCAAGCGGAUCCAUUGUCACUUAAUAAUACAUUUGAGUGUAACAAUAAUUUCAAGAGAUAUUCAACUGUUUUGAAGAAUGUAGAUUUAAAUGAUGAAUCAAAACUUAUAGAAUUGUAUGGAAAAUGUAAUUUAAAAUAUGUUGUUAUUAUUUCUAAAUCAUCUAAGUAUAUACCUUGGGUACCUGAACCUGGUCAAGAAAAAGACAAUGAACUAAUGAAUGAAGAUGAACUAUUUGCAUUGAAAUGGAAAAGGAGAAGACUUUUAAAUGAAGUACUCGAGGAAAGAUCUUUCCAAUUUGUGAGUACUAUAAAUGAAGAAUAUGACUUGAGAUUCAAAAAUACAAAUAUAGAUUUGGUUUGGCUUAAGAUUUUAUUAUCUGUGACAGAAAAAGAAGACUUUCCCAAUGAUUUAUAUUGUAGAUUUGAUCAACUGCAUAAUAUCAACAGAUUUCCUCAGAUGCCAUAUGAAAUCAAUGCCAAACACUCAUUGGCUAGAAAUAUCAAAUCAAUGGCUGACAGAUUUGGUGAAAAAGAAUUCUCAUUCCACCCAAAGACAUUUAUACUUCCAGAAGAAUUUCAAUCAUUGAACCAAUAUUCUAAAGAGAAUCCGAAUGUCCAAUUCAUUAUGAAACCAAAGUUUGGUGGAAAAGGAAUUGGUAUCCAUUUGUAUUCAAAUUCUAAUGAAAUUGAAAAUGAUUCUAACUAUGUUGUUCAAGAAUAUUUGGCAAAUCCAUUUUUAAUAGAUGGAAAGAAAUUUACACUUAGACUGUAUGUCUUAAUAACAUCUUUGGACCCUUUAAUAUUUUACAUUCAUAAUAAUGGUGUAUUGAAAUUUGCAACUUCAGACUUUACGAUUGAUAGGAAAACAUUCAAUGAUGAUAACAUGUCAAAGCAUGUCACCAACCAAACAAUAAACAUUAAUCUACCUACAUAUAAGUUCAGCACAGAUCUUUCAGUGGAUGAUAUUGGAAGCAAAUGGAGUCUCAAAGCAUUCUGGAGAUAUCUAGAUAAAAACAAAAUUUAUCCAUCUACAUUAUUGUGGGGUAACAUCAAGGAUGUUGUGGCAAAGACCAUUUUCAGUGUUGAGUUGGCUGUUCUGUCCAAGACAAAUGAAUUGAUGAAAUCGGAAUCAAAUGGAUUCCAACUUUUGGGAUUAGAUAUUGAUUUAUUAGAUAAUUUCCAACCAAUAUUCCUUGAGGCAAAUGUAAAUCCUCAACUAGGUUCUGCCAAACCACCAUUUGAUAACUAUAACAAAUUGCUAUUAAUUAGAGAAACUUUUGACUUGAUUGGACACACCGUUUACAAUUCAACCACAAUGAAAGAAGAUAUCAAAUCAAAACUAUUACAACAAAAAUCAGAUAUAUUUGUUGAUCAAUCAGAGAAUAUAAAACAAUUUGAUCAAAGCUCGCUUGAUAAGCUUGUACAAUUUGAAUUCGAGAAUAUACAUCAUGCCAACUAUGAAUUGAUCUACCCAACCAAAGAAUCAAUAGACUCGCUCUCUAAAUAUCAUCUGAACAAAGAGAGUAACUUGAAUCAGAUGUUACAUCGUUAUGUAAAGAGUGAUGCUAAAGAUUAUUAA